UCCUAGACCUGCCAGGGCCAAACUGAAUGUUACAUGUUCUAUAGUAUUCUUGCGACUUUUAAAUUUACAAAUAAAUAUGCAUCUCUCUCUCUCUCUCUCUCUCCCUCCCUCCCCCUCCCCCUCCCCCCCUUUCUCUCUCUGUGUGUGAGAGGUCAGUGAUUUCAUGGAACCAAAUAUCCCCAAAUCCUUUAAAGAGUGUCAUAUUGGCAUCUACUCAAUUCUCUUGUUAAGAGGCUAUUUUUGUGUGUAUGUGAUGUUGCAUCUUUUACCUAAGAAGGUCUCCAGCGUAAGAAUUAGCAUUCCCCACAUUGUGUACUUCUAGCCUAGAAUGAAACCACUGGGGAAAGCAUACAGCUUCAUGCCAACAAUGUACAGAUUGGAAGCUGAGUUGAUAAUGCCUUCUGUCUACAAAGAUUUGCAUCAUGAGAGAAGUUUGUAUGUUGGGACUGGAGAAGCUUGCUUAUUUCUUCUCAUCUAUACUUCCUUAAUGGGACCAUGCCUUAGGCUGCAAUCCAAUAUACUCAGAAGCAAGCACCAUUGGGUUCAUUAAGACUUACUCCCAGACCGGAAAAAGGAGAUCUGCGCACGCCCAAACUUGACCCUGAGACGCCGUCCCCGCCCCCACCCUUUACGGGAAUUCCACUUCCUGAAUUCACCUAGAAACAACCGUCUUUCGUUGUCGCUGCUCUGCGGUUAGGAGCGCUCCUAUCGACAGUCAUGCAGUCAGUCCCACGCCCGGUUCCCCUCAGAGUGCAGCCGUAUGACGGCAAAGAACAGCACAGACCCAGCCCCCAGUCCCUUGGGACCCCUUAUCCCUAUCCGCUGGGUGUCGUCGUGGUUGUCCAGCCGCCCCAAGACUUCGUCCUCUGGUCGUUGUUCAGCUUCUCCUUCCUAAACACCUGUUGCGUCGGCUUCGUGGCGCUCGUUUUCUCCAUCAAGGCACGGGAUCAGAAGGUGACUGGCGACCUGGAAGCUGCCCAUCGCUAUGGUUCCAAAGCCAAAUGCUACAAUGUCCUCGCCACAGUGUGGAAUGUGGUGCUGCCAUUAGUGCUCAUUGCUCUGGUGAUCACUGGUGUGCUCCAUCUCUCCAAGCUGGCUCAGGAGUCCAUGGACUUCUUGGCCUACAGACUCUUUCCUAAUGAUGAUGACAAGAAGUGAACCUUGAGAGCCUUGAGCAUUCCCGGGAAUGUGUUUUUGACCAUCAAGAUGGCUCUUUACUGAGACUGUCAGCUGGUGCAACCCAACCACCAUGCACUACAAAAGUCUGCUAAUUCUAAUUAAGAUCAUCUAGUGCAUUACACUGAUGCAUCAAUAUGCCUUGGAGCCCAUCUCCCAGCUCACCCUUUAGGGUUGCAACAGAUGCAGAAAUCAAUCUUUGGAGUUCUACAUAAGCUCAAGGCUGAGAUGUCGGUCACAGUGUUUUCCAUCUUCUGUGUUGUAGGUUUCUGCUCCAUCUCUCUGUCUCCUUCCAUCUUCUCUUCCUCUCUGCUGGGUUCAGACCCACUCUUGACCAAUGUGCAGCAAUCACACAGUAAGCGGAUAGCCAAGAUAUAGUAGAAAAUAUAUAAUUUGUGUAAACUGUGUACCACAUUUACAAUAUGUAAAGCUCUGUGUCUUUUAAAUUUUUUGCUAGUUUGUAUGUUUCACACAAACACAGAAAACUGCAGGUUUGUACAUGUAUUAGUUAACAUACUUGAUGCAUGUGUGUUGAAUUGUACAAACAGUUUGAUUUUGUAUUAUUUAUUGGCAAGUGCCCAGCACAAACCAUAUAUUACUGAGUAAUUAAUUAAUUUCCAUGAUGACUGCUAGCUGGCAUAUGUUCAAACAUGUGGUGGCUUGUCUACAGAGACAUAUUUAAUUUAUUAGGCAGGAUGGGACAGAGUAAAGCCACCAUUUUUUAUCCUGUAGUAACAAAUCAGGUGGACAAUAGAUACUUUAGAACCUUCUGUUUCCUUAGGUACAAACCUUAGAACAUUCCUUCAAAAACCCAUUUUUUGCUUCUUCCCUAUCACUGACUCCAGUCUAUCUUGAUUGUUACUAUUUACAUAAUUAAAUAAUUUUACAGCUUAGUAUUC
Rhineura floridana is the source of this 2075-nucleotide messenger RNA. Its product is annotated as interferon-induced transmembrane protein 5-like. Gene Ontology annotation, biological process: bone morphogenesis; bone mineralization. The record is from RefSeq and is a predicted model, not a curated record. NCBI's taxonomy places the organism in Eukaryota, Metazoa, Chordata, Lepidosauria, Squamata, Rhineuridae. Bases 718 to 1158 code for a protein of 146 amino acids. The transcript is spliced from 3 exons. Gene Ontology annotation, cellular component: plasma membrane.